AUGGCUCCCUCUUCUGACGAAGGCAGGUUCUAUGUUUCCUACCCCUUGUCCGCGGAGUGGGCCUUGUCGGUCGCCUUACAAGACGCCCCUUCUUCGGAAGGAGACAAUUCCCCACCUCAUGCUGGAGCCUACGAUGUGGUUGGUCCUGAGUUCUCUCAUGCCCCUUGUACAUGGUUCAAUCUGUUAAACCUGGAUAAGGUGCAUCCAGACUUUUCUUGGAUCGAUCGCCUGUCCGUUCCUGAGCCUCGAGAGGGGGAGGAGUUGUCCUGGCAACAAGAAGAAGUUUCCUCCUGGUUAUACUACUGGGAAACCAUUCGCUCGUCUGUGUCCGCUGCCUGCUACAAGGAAGUCGUGGAUUCUGAUAGGUAUAUCUGUGGCUUUGCUGUCGCUGGAUUUUGUCCAAGCCCGAAGAAUUUAUCUGCCCGUUCUCUGGACGGUCGGGUACUUAUCUUAUCGGGGUUAGCGGCUGGUCGUGAAGAUGACCCCUUCAACUCCUAUGUUCCUAUCGCUUCAGAGGUCUAUCGUUGGGCUGCCCGUUCCGGUACGAAAAUUCAGUGCGUCUUCUCUCACACUGAUAAGCAGAAGUAUGACGACUAUCCUGCCCGUUCUUGUAUGAGGAAUGAAUGCAAUCUUGUAUUUUGCUGUGCAAGACAUGCUGAGGAGGCCGUCUACUUACUGAAUCGUGCCGGUUUCUAUCGCCCGUUGCUACAUUUGGACCGUCAAGUGUAUGUCUUCCGGUCUCGCAAAGCUUGGAAGGCCGAUUCUCUUGGCCCUGACCUUCGUUGGUCUGGUCUGACUGCUGACGAACUCAAGGCAUUAGCCCUGCUGAGAGCCGAAGCUACCUCUCCGUCCGCUCUUGCCCGUUCCGUGCCCAGUGACGCCUUUGAAAGGAAGGCCUUUGAGGUCUUCUAUUUUGGCCGUUCGACUGAUAUUGAAGUUGUCCGUGCACGUCAUCGUGAUGAGCUGCCGAUAUAUUAUCACAAUGCUAUUAACACUGGGCGGAUAUCUUAUGAGCACUUGGUCGAAGAUUUGGCGAGAUUUUACGAGAAGUUGGCUCGGUUCCGUUCGCGUCGUAUGAGGCCCGCUGAUAUCGAGGAAGCCGAAGAAGGAAGAUAA
Molecule: messenger RNA, 1116 nt
Organism: Perkinsus marinus ATCC 50983
Lineage: Eukaryota; Perkinsozoa; Perkinsida; Perkinsidae
Exons: 1
Coding region: 1-1116 (371 amino acids)
Source: RefSeq, a predicted model, not a curated record